Vigna unguiculata (cowpea) is the source of this 1906-nucleotide messenger RNA. Its product is annotated as AP2-like ethylene-responsive transcription factor AIL6. Gene Ontology annotation, biological process: regulation of DNA-templated transcription. Gene Ontology annotation, molecular function: DNA-binding transcription factor activity; DNA binding. NCBI's taxonomy places the organism in Eukaryota, Viridiplantae, Streptophyta, Magnoliopsida, Fabales, Fabaceae. The record is from RefSeq and is a predicted model, not a curated record.
UUCCCUUCUAAGCUUUUUUUUUCUCUCUCUUUAUUAAAAACUCCUUUUGAUUCAAGAAACUGUUCUUGCAUGCAUUCUUAGCCAAUUUCAUUCUAACCCAUCACCAACCCUCACAACCUUAUUUUAAUUUCUUUCAUCUAUUUAUGAGUAGCAGUACUAUAAGCAUGGUGGGGCUGGGAUAGCUCUGUCUAUCGCUCUCACACACACACACAAAGAUACACAGUGCAACGCCUUGAGCUGUGACUGGAGAGAGUGUAGCGACACACAAAAACCAUGGCCGGUGCCACAAAUUGGCUUACGUUUUCGUUGACUCCCAUGGAAAUGCUCAGAUCCCCGGACUCUUCCUCUCACUGCAUGCUCGAUAAUUUUUAUGCCACCAAUGGGUGGACAAAUUCCAAGGGAUUAAUGGAUUCUGAGAGUGAAAACCAGCCACUCGUGGUGCCGAAAGUGGAGGAUUUUUUGGAGAACCAAACGGAGACUCAACAAGACGAUUCUUCGCUGACCCAAAUUUACGACCAUGGCUCUGCCGCUGUUUACUUCGGCGACCAGCAAGAUCUGAACGCCAUUCCAGGGUUUCAACCAUUCUCAGGUACCAACUCGAGCCCCGAGUUGGAUGACUCAGCCUCAGACAAGACCACUCGGGUUGCACCAGCUGAGUUAGGUGCCCACUCAGGAGAGUCUAGCAAAGGAGCUUUGUCUUUAUGUGAUGCUGCUGCACAUGAGAAAGCCAUCAUUGCGGUGGAGUUUGCUACACCUAAGAAGGUUUCUCAGACCAUUGGCCAGAGAACUUCAAUAUACAGAGGGGUCACAAGACACCGAUGGACGGGUAGAUAUGAAGCGCAUCUAUGGGAUAACAGCUGUAGACGAGAGGGUCAGGCCAGGAAGGGGCGUCAAGUGUACUUGGGUGGAUAUGACAAGGAAGAAAAGGCUGCGAGAGCGUAUGAUUUAGCAGCUAUCAAGUACUGGGGACCAACAGCAACCACCAACUUUCCUAUUUCCAAUUAUACAAAGGAAUUGGAGGAGAUGAAACAUGCAGGAAAGCAAGAAUUCAUUGCAUCACUGCGAAGGAAAAGUAGUGGAUUUUCAAGGGGAGCUUCUGCAUACAGGGGUGUUACGAGGCAUCAUCAACAAGGUAGAUGGCAAGCAAGAAUCGGCCGAGUUGCGGGAAACAAGGAUCUAUAUCUGGGAACAUUUGCGACUGAAGAGGAAGCAGCUGAGGCAUAUGAUAUUGCAGCCAUAAAGUUCAGAGGUGCAAGCGCUGUGACCAAUUUUGAGAUGAACAGAUACGAUGUGGAGAAUAUAUUGAAUAGCUCUCUUCCAGUUGGUGGGGUAGCAAAAAGAUUGAAACUUUCCUCCCCAGAAUCGGAGAAGAAAAAUCUUGUUGGUAGUACUAAUGAGCAACCUCAGGGCACAAACGAGAGUAGCACCAUCAAUUUCUCUGCCAUUCAGCCAGUUGCAUCUAUACCUUAUGAUUCUGCAAAUGCGUACCCACAAAACCUUCUCCACCAUUUUCAUCAUUCCAGCGGUGGAAGUAGCUCAGUACAAGAAUCUGCUGCAAUUGUGACCAAUGCAACUUCACUCACCAUCCUUCCACCACCACCAGUUCCUGGGUUCUUUUUAUGGCCUCCUCAGUCCUUUUGAGUUGCUGAAAUCAUGAACUGCCUAAUUUUCUGUUCUUUUAACAAUUCCAAGAUAGUCUUUGGUGCACUUUAACUUGGCAUGCUGGCCCUUUGGCUCAUACCAAAUCCGAGUGAUAGUAACUCUAGGGAGAGGAUCGUGUAAGUAACUUCUCUCAACUCAAAGAUGAGGAACAUUGAGUUGGGCAUUUUCAAGCUUUGAACAAAGCUUUCGAAUUGCUUGAUAACUUGCACCAGAAUAAUAAAUACUUUAUUUUUUCUUCUCCCAA